Molecule: messenger RNA, 4409 nt
Organism: Triplophysa rosa
Lineage: Eukaryota; Metazoa; Chordata; Actinopteri; Cypriniformes; Nemacheilidae
Product: ER degradation-enhancing alpha-mannosidase-like protein 3
Exons: 20
Coding region: 468-2864 (798 amino acids)
Biological process (GO): mannose trimming involved in glycoprotein ERAD pathway; carbohydrate metabolic process; endoplasmic reticulum mannose trimming
Cellular component (GO): endoplasmic reticulum; membrane
Molecular function (GO): mannosyl-oligosaccharide 1,2-alpha-mannosidase activity; calcium ion binding
Source: RefSeq, a predicted model, not a curated record
UCCAAAAUAAGCGCUGAUCCCUCAGCUAAACUAAACGGAAUGAGGCUCUAAAUCUAGACGAGAUGGAGAUUAUUUGGAUCUGGACGCCGUCGAGUCUCCAAGACAUAUGGCAGAAAUUUCAAGAGGGACUAAGGAGGUCAUAAGUACUGCCGAGAAGAACAUUUGUGGGAUAAUGUGCUAGCCAGCCGGGUGGCUAACCAGCUCGACAAGCAGCAGGAAAUUAGCGUUGUAAAUAAGAAAAUAACCAGGCUCUUUUAUUUAAAGUAAAGAUUGAAUUGAUUCGUAAUAUAUAUGAAGAUCUGUAAAUAGUAGGUCCAUUAAGCGGGGAUGUUAAACCAACACAAGUCAAUUGACAUAGGAGGACCAGUGUCAAAAAGAUAAACAUCAACAAGUAUCUUCUAGUUAGAUCAACGUUAGUGGUUAUUUGUAUUCACGAGGCUGAAAAGCUGGUCCUCUAUUUUUUUUUAAUGGAGAGAAAAUGGAUCAGAAGAGAAGCAAGGAGGAGUAGUUUUGUCAUGGUGUUGGCAACUCUGAUCUUCUCGUGGUUUUUGAUUGGAGUUACUGGUCAAGACGGACAUGCUAUGACUGCAGAGGAAAAGUCUAAAAUCAGGGACCAGAUUUUGGAAAUGUUUGAUCAUGCCUAUAACAGUUACAUGAAAUAUGCCUACCCAGCGGAUGAGUUAAUGCCCCUCAGCUGUAGAGGGAGGGUGAGAGGACAGGAACCAAAUCGAGGAGAUAUUGAUGACUCUUUAGGAAAGUUCUCUUUAACAUUAAUAGACACUUUGGAUACCCUUGUGUUGCUUAACAAACUGGAUGAGUUUGAGGAAGCUGUAAAGAAGACGAUCAGUGAUGUAAGACUGGAUAAUGACAUCGUCGUCUCUGUUUUUGAAACCAAUAUCCGUGUGCUGGGUGGAUUGUUGGGCGCACACGUGAUGGCCGAUGUUCUAAAGCAGCGAGGAGAGAGGAUGCUGUGGUACAAAGAUGAACUGCUGCACAUGGCCAAAGACUUGGGCUACCGCCUCUUGCCUGCCUUUAACACCACCAGUGGCCUUCCUUACCCUCGGGUCAAUCUGCGCUACGGAGUCGUCAACCCGCUUUCCCGUACGGGCACUGAGUCGGACACCUGCACUGCCUGCGCAGGGACCAUGAUCCUGGAGUUUGGUGCUCUCAGCCGGCUAUCUGGGGAAAAGAUAUUUGAGGAUCACGCACGGAGAGCUCUCGACGUUCUAUGGGAGAAAAGGCAAAGAGGAAGUGACCUCGUCGGCACGGUGAUCAACAUCCACAAUGGAGACUGGGUUCGAAGGGACAGUGGUGUUGGUGCUGGUAUUGACUCUUAUUAUGAAUACUUGAUGAAAGCUUAUAUUCUUCUUGGGGACAAAGUAUAUCUCGAAAGAUUCAACACACACUACAGUGCCAUUAUGAAGUACAUCAGCCAACCUCCUCUGCUGCUCAACGUGCACAUGCACAACCCCACCGUGCACGUGCGCAGCUGGAUGGAUUCAUUACUCGCCUUCUUCCCCGGACUACAGGUUCUGAGAGGAGACUUAAAACCUGCCAUUGAGACACAUGAGAUGCUGUACCAAGUGACCAAACAGCACAAUUUCCUCCCUGAGGCCUUUACCACAGAGUUCAGAGUUCACUGGGGUCAGCACCCUUUGAGACCCGAGUUUGCUGAAAGCACAUACUUCCUUUAUAAAGCCACAGGUGAUCCAUACUACUUGAACGUGGGUCGGACUAUAGUGGAGAAGUUGAACACUCAUGCUCGAGUCCCUUGUGGCUUCGCUGCUGUGCAGGACGUGAGGACGGGUUCCCACGAGGACAGGAUGGAUUCCUUCUUCCUGGCCGAGAUGUUUAAGUACCUCUACCUUCUCUUCUCAGAGAAGAGUCAGCUGCCUAUAGACAUUGAUGAUUAUAUUUUUACUACUGAGGCUCACUUGCUCCCAGUGUCUCUGUCCACAACCCAGCCCCCCUGCCACAGCAACGACACGCAACCUCAAGCAUCUCUUGAAAACGAUUUGUUUUCAUACUCCUGUCCCAGCGCUCAGACCCUCUUCCCCAACAACCCCACUUUUGCCAAGACUAUCAGAGACGGCUACAAAUACCUUACGGGUGUGGGCAGAGCCCGGCACAUAUCACCAGUCAGGGAGAUCGAGCUGCCUCUUCAUGACACAGGCCUGGAGCCAGUAGAGUUUCUGAAAAGCAUCGGUAUCUCUUUAGGUCCUCUCACUGACCUGGGCUCCUCCAUCCGAGGCUCAGCAACUCAGGACUCUCAGAAAGGGGUGUUUAAGUUUAAGCUGGUCGCGGAGGUGAGCCAAACCCCAGAGCAAGAGGAAGUGGUGCCAUUGAUUGUACAGCUCAUUUCCCCUCCGUUUUUGGGUAGAACGGUCCUUACAGCCGUGCCAGCGAAGUUUGGAAUGGACCUUACCAAACAAGAGCACGGGGUGAAAGGCAGUAUUGUGAUAAGUGUUCCAUACACAGCGUGCGGGACUAUUGAGAACGCUGUAGAGUUACAAGGACGCAUAGCGCUGGCAUUGAGAGGAGACUGCAUGUUUGCUGGCAAAGCUCGACGUCUCCAAGAAGCAGGAGCCAUCGGGGUCAUCUUCAUUGAUCACAGAGAGGGCACAAGCAUUGCAGAGACGCCACUCUUUCAGAUGGUCGGAGAUGGAGACUCUACGGAUGACAUCAGCGUUCCUCUUGUGUUCCUCUUUAACAAAGAGGGAGCUGCACUCACUACCGCUCUGCAGGAAAAUCACAAUGUAGAUGUUCUUCUGUUGUCCAAAGAGAAACAACUUGGCAAAGAGAAACCUGAGAAGCUUAACAUUAAGUUUCGUCUGGCGAAGGAGGGAGAGUUUGCUGAAGGGUAGGUGGAGAGCACUACAAUCCAGCUGGUGCUGGAGCAAAUUGAGGCGACUACAGAGACUCAAGGUGCAGAGGCUGCAUUCUCGACAGAAACUUGCACCUCCUCCCCACCGAAAGAUCCUGAAAACAGUCCCUGACAGCGAAAACAGCGUGUGACCUUGAUCUCCCUUACAGAACACAGAGCUGCUGCACCGUCACUGACUUCAGAUCAGAAAACGCAGGAAAAUUGUGCUUGGGAGAAUCCUCGAAUGUACAAUGUGAGCUUCGAAAGGGGAGCUCAGAAGCCAGUCGGUCAAACACUUUCCCAUGUGAAAAUCUUAAGAUACCUUGUGUAGUAUCUAGAUUGAGAGGGUUAGACAUGCAGAGUUGCCGUCUGUCUGAUAUUGUGCUUGUUGCAUAUGUUCUUCUCGGUUUAUCUGGAUCACUGUUGACUCAUACAGUAUGUUUGUCUUCAAAGGUAGAUCACAGGCUCUCAAUCCUUUCUCAUUCCGAAGUGUCUUGAAGUUCCUUUAAAGACAGUUUAUCCAGAAAUGAUGGAACCCUCAUAUCGUUCCAAACCUGUGUGACUUUCUUUGUAUCUCUUUUUAGGGUAAGUGUCUUAAAACGGAUCCAAUGACCAAACCCCUGAAAACCAGUGUUAUGGGCAGUUUAUAAAAGAUGAUGUUUAAUGACAGAGAAUGGACCGGUGUACCAUUUUUUUUUUACAUGCAGUUUAUAGACAGAGAUAUCAGGGACACCUAUGACUUGAAUAUGUGCGUGUGUGGGAGUUAUGUAAAGUGCGUUUGUCAUUGUUACAUGCUGUGUGCAUUUCAUCAUGUGCCAAUGCUAAAUCUGUGCAUUUAUGCGUGUGUGCAUUAUCAUAAAUGUAUGCAUUUUCCCUUUAAAUCCAGUAACUGAUUAGGGGAGAUUUUGAGACGUCUGCUUUGAACAUGUGCAGUAACAACCUCAGACAUUGCCAUGAAAGGGCCAGGACAGACAUCAAACCAUCAGGGUUUACAUGAUGACAUUGUUUGUGCAAUCAUAGACAUUUAAUGUGUAAAGUGUCUUAGCUGGGUGAUUGUAACUCCACAAGUCUCAUAUAUUUAGAUUUGUACCGCAAUUUGCAAAUCUGCCUUUCUCUUUCUUUCUUGUUUCUUUGUGUUUCAUAUAUAGUGUUGCUUUUGCAUGGGCAACUGUGUGGGCAAUAGUUAUAUCAGACCAAACAUUUCAUUUCAAGUCUUCAGUAGCUACUAGGUGUCAAAUGCAAUGUUAUUCAUGGUUGAUUGUCGUAAGGAUGUAAUCUUCUGUACCUCUUCUUGUUUCACAAAGGGCUGACCGAUUCACUUUAAAGUAGCUAAACAUUACAGAUCAGAUAGCGUUAUAUGCAUUUCUUAAGAUACACUUGAGAUCAUAAAGUUAUACGGCCUAUUUAUCAAAGACCAAAGUCAUAAAAUGUUUCAUCGCGGUGAUGGUAUGAGACUUUAAAUAUUAAAAAUGUCUUUUAAGGAGCCGCUUUUGUAAUGAUUGUUGAAAGAAUGAUCAGGACUUGCCAUUAAAAUAAAAUGUUCAGG